UGGCAGGAGUGGAACUUGGAGGCUGAUUUCUGUGGCUGGAAGGCUUAUUACUACGAGUAUUAGUUCCGCCAUUACUAUCAUUUUACCAAGUUGGUUGAUCCCUUCUGUUCAUGUGAAGUUAAAAAAAACAUGAUAUAGCCUAUUUAUUAUUAUUAUGAUUGCUAAUCAAGACGCGUUAAUCAAGAUUUGAUUAACGUCAACGUUUCUUGUCUCGCUCGGAUCACUUUUCCCGUCCGGCGUCUUUUUCCUUUUUUUGGGAUUGUUUUUGACGUGGAUCCAUCAUCGCUUGGAACCCAACAUGAAACUGGUCUUGGUGGUCGAGGCUGCUGUGGCUCUUUAUCUGCUGCUCUUACCUGCACAGAGUCUACCCACAUCAGGCAUCAACAGCACUACUAAUGUGUUGCCGUUCCAAGAGGUGUGGGCUCGAAGCCUGUGUCGAACCAUUGAGAAGCUGGUGGAGGUGGUGCAGGAGUACCCGUCAGAGGUGGAGCACAUCUACAGCCCCGCCUGCGUGCCCCUGGUGAGGUGUGCAGGCUGCUGUGGGGACGAGAAGCUCGAGUGCCACCCCACCCUCACCACUAAUGUGACAAUGCAGCUGUUGAAAAUCAGGCCGGCAGAGCUUGGAGAGGAAUAUGUUGAAAUGACCUUUGUGGAGCAUCAGACAUGUGAAUGUAGAGUCAAAAACCCUGUUGUGAAGAUUGAAAGAAAACGACAAAGAGGGAAAGGACGGAGGAGAAAGGAGAAACAAAAAACGAAAGACUGUGACAGGUGCCAGAUCCCUCGAAGGUAACUGCAGCACCCAGCCAAAGCCCUGUUGCAGUGCGGCUCACUAUUUAUUUCCAGCCAAACGACAGCGUCAAGAGUCUCUGUUCGCUCUUCUUUUCAAUACCGAGUGUGCAGCCAGAGACUCCAAAAACGGCUGGGUUGUUGUGAAGACACGCCCGUCUGGUGAUGAGCGCAGUGUUUGUGAUGACAAAGUUCAACGGAAAAUGUGUUUUAAUUGGUGGAAAGCCUGUUGUUACACAGCUGACACAAUGGACACACACCUGGGAGCCAAGUGCAAUGUAGGCCCAAACAGACUGAUUACACGAGUUAUUAUCACUGUAUCGGGUAUGGUAAUUGGUACAUUUUUAUGGUAUUUAAAGGUUCUUACUCAUGCUUAAUAUCUGUAUUUAUUGACAGAAACAGCAGAAUAAAUAUGGACCAAAGGGUUGUUUCUUUCAACAACAACAAAAAUUUCACUGAUACCUGAAGUGAAAUGUCGCCCUCUAGUGUCUAAAUGGAAUAAACAAUUGUCAGUACUGUUGGAUGACAUGCACCACAGCAGAGACAGACACAGUAGACUGAGUGGAGUAUUGGAUUUUCUUUUUAGUCUACACAGUAAAGUUUUAAAAAGAACCGUGUUUAAGAGUUGUUCUGCAUCUUGUGACUGGAUAAUUAUUUCAGUCCUAAAAAUUACCAGUAUUUAUCAGUGAAUUUCAUGAACCAAAGCAAUGUCCCAAGAAAUAAUUUGUAUAAAUAAAUGAACUGU
Messenger RNA from Doryrhamphus excisus (bluestripe pipefish), 1531 nucleotides. NCBI's taxonomy places the organism in Eukaryota, Metazoa, Chordata, Actinopteri, Syngnathiformes, Syngnathidae. The record is from RefSeq and is a predicted model, not a curated record.